This is a messenger RNA of Cryphonectria parasitica EP155, 1245 nucleotides long. RefSeq lists its product as uncharacterized. NCBI's taxonomy places the organism in Eukaryota, Fungi, Ascomycota, Sordariomycetes, Diaporthales, Cryphonectriaceae. The record is from RefSeq and is a predicted model, not a curated record. The transcript is spliced from 4 exons. Bases 1 to 1245 code for a protein of 414 amino acids. Gene Ontology annotation, biological process: tRNA wobble adenosine to inosine editing. Gene Ontology annotation, molecular function: RNA binding; tRNA-specific adenosine-37 deaminase activity.
AUGACCGUGACAGCAGAUGCAAUCGCCUCCACCGUUCUGAAGGAGUUUAACAAACUUUCAGCGAAAAGGAAGCCUCAGAAUCGAGGAAAUGGAGCCCACGAGUGGGUGCCUCUCGCGGGCAUCGUCGCUCGACAUGCUGACGGAUCUCUCAGGUGUCUAGCUCUUGCUACGGGCAUGAAAUGCCUCCCCGUCUCCAAACUGCCCCUUGCUGAAGGCCGCAUCCUACACGACUGGCACGCUGAGGUUCUUGCUCUACGCGCACUCAACCACUUCAUUUUGGAGGAAUGCCGGGCACUCCUCCUCCCCGAGGGCGGCAAGGCAUCUCCAUACAUUCGUCGCAGGACAGAUCCUGAUACCAGUGGACACAACCAGCCAUUCGUGUGGGCAGGCGAGAUUACUCUGCACAUGUACUGCUCUGAGGCACCCUGCGGCGACGCCUCCAUGGAGCUGGUAAUGAGUGCGCAGGAAGACGCCGCCCCGUGGGAGGCACCACUGUCCUCGGGAGCUGACCCGACCGCGCCGGACCUACUGCUGCUGGGCCGUGCUUGCUUCUCCCAUCUCGGCGUUGUGCGGCGGAAACCCGCCCGGCCCGAUGCACCGCCUACGCUGUCCAAGUCGUGCUCGGACAAGCUUGCGCUUAAGCAGUGCACGUCUCUGCUCAACUCGCUCACCUCACUUCUAGUGAGCCCGCAAGGCAUCUACCUGGACUCACUGGUGUUGCCGGAGAGCCAGUUCUCCGAGACGGCUUGUCAGCGGUGCUUUUCUCAUCGGGGCCGGAUGGCCGCUGUGACAGAGGUUCAGUGCGGAUGGACAGGUGGCUACCAGUUCUGGCCGUUUGAGACCAAGACGACGGCGUUGGAGUUUGACUUUUCGCGAAGAGUUAGUGGAGGAGGAGGAGGAGGAGGGGGCGAGGGCGGGGCGAGAUAUGUCGCUAGCAACCUUGCGACCGCUUGGACAGCGAAUGGUCUUGUAGAGAAUAUCGUCGGGGGAGUGUUGCAAGGACGGAAACAGACGGAUCCUCGUGGUGGAAGUAAGCUUAAUAGAGAAGGAUUGUGGCAUUUGGCUCAGGAUGUUGCCAUCCGGGCUGGGGUACCAGAGAUUGUGCCUCAUGGAGGACCGUACAAGGAUGUGAAAGACGCAGAGAAGCUGGCAGUCAGGCGGAGGGUCAAAGAGGAUGUGAGGGCCGAAGCGCUCAAGGGAUGGGUGAGAAACGUGGGCGAUGAGGAUCAUUUUCUGGAUGUCUAA